Pseudozyma hubeiensis SY62 is the source of this 2355-nucleotide messenger RNA. RefSeq names its product sucrose transporter. The record is from RefSeq and is a predicted model, not a curated record. NCBI's taxonomy places the organism in Eukaryota, Fungi, Basidiomycota, Ustilaginomycetes, Ustilaginales, Ustilaginaceae. Gene Ontology annotation, cellular component: membrane. Gene Ontology annotation, molecular function: sucrose:proton symporter activity. The coding region runs from base 1 to 2355 and encodes 784 amino acids. The transcript has a single exon.
AUGGAGGCGGCCGAAGCUCGCGCAAACGCUCCGCCGAGCCUCAAGCAGCGUGUCUCUUAUGCUUUUGACGGAGUCGCCGACUGGAUCUCAUCGCGCGGUUUUUUGAGCCUCUACAGACGCCAACCCAUUCAACUCGGCGAUGAUUCGGAUGUGAUUCCUUCGGACGAUUUCGCCAUCCGCGAACCGAAGCUCAGUCGGCUAGGCCUCGUCGUCCUCACGAUCAGCCUCGCAGGCGCUCAGGUCGCGUGGACGCUUGAACUCGCCUACGGAACGCCAUACCUGCUCUCGCUCGGUCUCAGCGAAGAAAGCACCAGCCUGGUCUGGCUGGCCGGUCCCCUCAGUGGCCUUAUCGCACAGCCUGUCGUUGGCUCGCUCUCGGACCACUCGACCUCGUCCUUCCGUCGGCGCAAGUACAUGAUCGUCUCGGCUUCGCUGCUCACCAUCUCCACUAUCACCCUCGCCUACUCCGUCCCCAUCUCGACCGCUCUCGUCGACCUGUUUGGCGGCGGACUUGCCGAUUGGGAUCCCCACCGUCACGAGCUCGUUCACUCCACCACGCAGAUCAUCUCGGUCGUCGCUUUUUGGAUCCUCGAUUUCGCCCUCAACGGCUUGCAAGCCUCUUCGCGAGCUCUCAUCCUCGACACGGCACCUUCGGAGCAGCAGACCAUCGCCAAUGCGUGGCAGGGUAGGAUGACGCACGCCGGAAACGUCGUCGGAUACCUGUGCGGGUGGGUCGACCUCGCCAGCUGGAAAGGACUUCGAUGGCUUGGUGGAGGCCAGUUCCGCAGGUUCGCGGUCAUCUCGCUGCUAGCGAUGGCAUCGUGCGUCAGCGUCACCGUUCUCGGCAUCUCAGAGUCGCCCGCGGAUCACGGGUUCUCGCAUUCGACGCAGAGGCAGUCGAUGUGCAGCUCGGCGUGGAGCACGGCAAAGACGACGGUGGAGAAUGUCUGGCAUGCGAUCCGAAGGCUGCCCAGGUCGGUGAGGAGGGUGUGUAUGGUGCAGCUGUUUGCUUUUAUGGGUUGGUUCCCGUUCCUGUUUUACAGUACGACGUAUGUGGUGCAGAUUGCGCAGUACGAGAGGAAUCUGGGGAAGAGGCGGUCCCAUGAGGAUGAUUUCUUGAUGGGAGCGCUUUAUGCGGAGGAGGGCGAAGGCGGACAUGGAGGGUCCUCGGAUAGGGAUGCGGAGCGUGGAUCGUUCGCCAUGCUGAUGUUUGCGAUCGUGUCGCUCGUCGCUGCCGCGUUGCUGCCGUACCUUGCUUUGGCGGGAGAGAAACGAGGCGGGUCCGCAUCGCGGUCAGAAGCUCCCUCCAGAGCCGACGAGGGGGAAGAUACAUCGACGCCGCCGCUGCAGCUCAAUAUUCCCGUCGAACACGAAGCGAUUCCGCACGACCCAGAACACCUCGAAACCCUCUCCCGCACCAAACGCAUCGCCCGAGGUCUCACCCAGGGCCUCACCCUGCGAACAUUCUGGACUUUGGCAUCGAUCGCAUUUGCCUCGCUCAUGCUCAUCGGUACAGCGUGGGCGUCUACGGUUGGUCAGGCGACGGUCGUCAUCGCGCUCGUGGGUGUGCCGUGGAGCAUCGCUGCAUGGGCACCGUUUGCGAUGGUGGGCGAGUUUGUGAGGGAAGCAGAGGACGGAGAGUCGCCGUUCGAGUUUGAAGGGGAUCAUUGGAGUCCUGCGAGGAUAAGGGAGAGGGCGCAGGAAGAGGGGUGGGGGAGGAAGCAGAGGAGGGAGAGUUUGAUGGGUCAAAAUGGAGGGCAGGAGAGGGACGGCAGCCCGAGAGCUGGGGGCGGAUUCAAGUAUGUCGACGAGGUGGAGCCGAGGAGGGUGAGCGGAUUGGGAGAGCAAGGUGCGAGGGAGAGGAUCAGAGCGUCGCUGGUCAAUUGUGCUCCCUUGCCUCAUACGCUUUCGGGUAGCUCGGAAGAUCUGGAAUCGCUCGGCACCGCACCCGGAGCUGGUAGACGACAGAGUUCCUACUCCUCGCACACGCCCGAAGCGCAACCGACGGGUGGAGCAGGCACGAUCUUGGGCAUCCACAAUCUGGCCAUUGUAGCGCCGCAGUUUGUGGUGGCCAUCAUCGCCUCGUUGAUCUUCAGCGGCGUACAUUCGUCCCACAAUGGGGUGCAUCUGGUGUUAGGGUCCGGGGUGAAGGGUCUGGCAGGGGAGGGGGAGGUGAGGAAUCCGGCAGAGGGGACGAUUUGGGUGAUGAGGUUUGGAGGUAGUAUGGCGUUGAUCGCGGCGCUGCUGACGAGGUAUGUGCCUCUGACGUUGAGUGAAAGGUCGAGGCGGUAUGGUCGAGCGGAGAUGCAGAGAGGAGGGUAUCGCGAGGGGGUGGAGGAAGAUCACGAGGAUUGA